Aspergillus oryzae RIB40 is the source of this 1671-nucleotide messenger RNA. RefSeq lists its product as uncharacterized. The record is from RefSeq and is a predicted model, not a curated record. Bases 1 to 1671 code for a protein of 556 amino acids. The transcript has 2 exons. Gene Ontology annotation, cellular component: nucleus; DNA ligase IV complex. NCBI's taxonomy places the organism in Eukaryota, Fungi, Ascomycota, Eurotiomycetes, Eurotiales, Aspergillaceae. Gene Ontology annotation, biological process: double-strand break repair via nonhomologous end joining. Gene Ontology annotation, molecular function: DNA end binding.
AUGCCCGUCAAGUGGCAGAGAUUGCGUCUCUCGAAUCGAGAGGCAAUACCUCCCAUUCUUUUCAAAUAUUCCUCAACAUCAAAAGGCUACGAGCUGUACAUAACUGAUCUUACCAACAUCUGGUCUGAACGUCUGACCCGCCAAGAUAUCCUGAGAAAAGCUGAUGAGGAUGACACCACAAUCGAUCCGAGCGAGGACAUGGAACAAUUUGGAGUCCUUCUGCAAAAGAUAGAAGACGCACUGCGUAGCCAACCGGGAAGCACCGUGACCCUGAAUCAUAGCUCAGGAGACUUGCUGGAGCUAACUACAUCUACCAAACUGCCGGCUCCACUUCAACCUCUGAAGUGGGCUGCACGUCUCUCUAAGGAGCCACAGUCUGUUGCUACUGGUCAACUCCUUCUUCCCCUCAUAAAGGCGGAAGCUGACUGGGAGUCACACCAGAAAUCCCUCAUUGAUCAACUACAUAAGAAAGACUGGAUUCUCGCGAAGCUCUUCGAUAAGAUCGAAGCCGUGGGCAUUGAUCUAAGUACUAUAUUUCCUGGCAUCUCUGGCUUACGGGCGGGUCAGAAGGGCACAACGCUGGCCCAGGCCGCUAAACAUAUAAAAAGUGUUGCGCCUUUCGACGAAAAAGCCUGGCUAAAGGAAGUCAGUGCGUCGGCCUCUGCAUCGGGUCUUGCCGCUAAUAUUCUGGCGGAGGUUUCCAAUUGUAACGGCCCAAAUCGAUCGAGAGGUCUUGGACCACCACCAGACAAGUGGUGGGAGAAACUUACUGUAACCAAGACUACUGUGGCUCCCAUACGAGAGGAAAGUGAACCGAAAAAAGGACGCGAGCCUUCUAAAGAUGUGUUGGAGGCCGAUACAGAUACGCCUACUGAAACAGAGGAUGACGAGUUUGAACGGCAAGAAACGCCCCCAAGAUUGAAACAUGUCAAGAGCCGCGAGAAAACCCCUAUCAACAUUGGGCAGGAUGAUGACCUUGGGAAAGCUCCUCUGAACAAACCGUCGCCUCCUCCAAGGCAGAAAAGCUCUGCAAAACCAUCAAAAGGCCUGGGGGUAAUCGGUGGGAAUAAACAUACUAGAGCGCCCCAGCCCUCACCUCCACGAGCUUCGUCUACGCUCACACCACAAAUAGCCGACGACCAAACAGAUUCAGGGUCUGACCAUGAAAGUGUGGCUUUAGCACCAACUUCACCAACGAAGCCUAAACCAGAGUUAUCAGAGAAAGCGCAGGGUAAACCGCGAGGAUUAGGAGUCAUCGGUGGUAAGAAGAAACAAAGGCAAGCUUCCCCUAGUGAGCCUCGAUCUCCAUCAACGAUAAAGUCCCCAAGUGCAACAGAUCAGCCACCUCCCGCAACAUCUCCCCCGACAGAGGCUAGAACAAAAAGAGUCAGUAAACUCGGUGUUAUCGGAGGCAAAACCUCUAAAAGCGAUGCGACUACUUCUUUGGAGCGUGGACCAGAGGAGGGCAACGUUGACCCAUCUAGGGAGAUGUCAAACCACAGUUCCGAACCACCAAGAUCUUUAUCGGCUGAACGUCGACAGCUAAAGAUAAUGGAACAGUCAGAAAGAGAGGAAGAAGGUCAAGAAAGAGCGGAUAGGAAGCGCGAAGAAUUGAAGAGACAACUGGAGGCGAAGAGCAAAGCCCCAGCUAAGAAGAAGCGGAAAUUCUGA